AUGAAAACCGAUCAAAACAUUCGUCCUCGCGGUCCCCGCAACGGCGCCGGACCAGGUCAGGACAGGAAAAACUUUAACAACGAUAAACCGAAGAACGAUCGGUUCUUCAAGCCGAACCAAACCGGUGGCAAUCGUGGUGGUGGUCGCGGUGGUGGUGGCCGCGGUGGUGGUGGCCGCGGUGGUGGUGGUGCUCGUGGUGGUGGUGGUCGCGGUGGUCGCGGUGGUGGCGGUGGUCGCGGUAGUGGCGGUGGUCGUGGUGGUGGUGGUCGUGGCCGUGGUGGCGGAGGCCCUCCCGGGAGACAAUGGAAACCUCCAGGUGGUGACCAAAAUGGGGACAAUCGUGGUGGUGGACCUCCCGGAAGACAAUGGAAACCAAGAGGUGAUGGCGGUCCUCCCGGCAGGCAAUGGAAACCACCGGGCGGUGGCCAUAAUAGUGAUAAUCGUCAGGGUGGCGCUCCCGGUAGGCAAUGGAAACCACCCGGUGGCGGUGGUGAUGGGGGUCCUCCCGGUAGGCAAUGGAAACCAAAAGCUGGUGACCAAAACGGUGACAAUCGUGGUGGGGAUGGUUCCGGUCCCCCCGGAAGACAAUGGAAACCACGGGGUGGAGAAGGUGGUCAGCAAGGUGGACGUAAACCAUAUGACCGAAACCAGUCAAAAGGUCAGGGCCAAAGACAACGUGGAGGUGAUAAACCACGUGGUGGAUCCGGCAACACUCAGCAACAGCAGCCACAACAACAACGAUCUGGUCAGGAUCUGGAUGCGCUGUUUACAGCGAAACCGGAAAAGUUGAACUAUUGCCUGGCACCGGAACGGUUGGAAGCCCAGGAGCGGGCGAUCAAGCGGUUCGACAAGCAAGAUCGGGAAGCGGAGCAUCAACAGAAGCAGAGCGAGAAGCAGCGUAAGCACAAGAUGAUGACGGCCAAGACCAAAAAGGGUCAACCGGUGAUGCAGGGCCGGAUGGAACUGCUGUACGAGAAGGUCCAGAAGAUGGUCGGUUAGGGUUGAUUCGGG
Molecule: messenger RNA, 1011 nt
Organism: Ochlerotatus camptorhynchus
Lineage: Eukaryota; Metazoa; Arthropoda; Insecta; Diptera; Culicidae
Exons: 1
Coding region: 1-999 (332 amino acids)
Source: RefSeq, a predicted model, not a curated record